Messenger RNA from Phragmites australis (common reed), 4338 nucleotides. RefSeq names its product putative disease resistance protein RGA1. The coding region runs from base 155 to 4018 and encodes 1287 amino acids. Lineage: Eukaryota; Viridiplantae; Streptophyta; Magnoliopsida; Poales; Poaceae. Gene Ontology annotation, molecular function: ADP binding; protein binding. Gene Ontology annotation, biological process: defense response to fungus. The record is from RefSeq and is a predicted model, not a curated record. The transcript is spliced from 2 exons.
UCAACCUCCCCGAUGUCACCAUCCUUGUGGAAAAGUCUGCUGACAUUUUGGCUCUGCUGCUUCAUGGAACAUGCUUUAGCAGAGCAGCUGAGCAACGACUUGAUUCCACGGUUGAAGAGAGAGAGAGAGAGAGAGAGAGAGAGAGAGAGAGACCAUGGCGGAGGUUGUUCUUGCCUCGAGCAUCGUCAAAGAGGUGCUGGCCAAGAUCGGCUCCUCGAUUUGGGCCGAGCUCGCGCUCCUGAGGAGCUUCAGGGGCGACCUGAGGGUCAUGGAGCGCGACCUCGCCGCCGUCCGGGACGUCCUCUUCGACGCCGAGGCGCGCGGCGGCGACGGCGCCGGCGCCGUCCGCGACUGGCUCCGCAAGCUCAGGGAUGUCGCCCACGACAUCGACGACCUCCUCGACGAGUGCCGCACCGACCUGUGCGCCGCCCGCCGGAGCGAGAACACGCUGUGCGGCUCCGCCACCAACCUCUGCUUCCUCCGCUCCUUCGCCAUGGCGCGCAGGCUGAGGUCCCUGAGGCGCGAGCUGGACGCCGUCGCCGCCGGGAGGGACAGGCUGCGCCUAAACCCCAACGUCUACCCACCGGCCCACCCGCCUGCUCCUCCCAGGCGCGAGACGAUCUCCAUGGUGGACGAGUCCAAGACGGUCGGGAGGGCCGCGGACAAGGAGAAGCUCAUGAGGCUGGUCCUCGACGCGGCGAGCGAUGAGGACGUGUCCGUGAUCCCCAUCGUCGGCCUCGGCGGCCUCGGCAAGACGACGCUCGCGCAGCUGGUGUUCAACGACCGGCGGGCCAACGACGAGGUGUUCGACCUCCGGAUCUGGGUCUCCAUGUCCGUCGAUUCCAGCAUCCGGACGCUGGUCCAGCCAAUCGUGAGUGCGACCAAGGAGAAGUUCGACAUUGCCAACCUCGAGGCCGUCGCCAGCUUCCUGUCAAGAACCUUUACGGGGAAGAAAUACCUGCUGGUUCUUGACGACGUGUGGAGCGAGAACCAUGAGGAGUGGGAGAAGCUGCGUCUUCUCCUCAAGGACGGCAAGCGUGGCAGCAAAAUCAUCGUGACCACGCGGAGCAAGAGGGUGGGAAUGACGGUGCGCACGGUGCCACCGUUCGUGCUUAACGGCCUCUCCGACGACGACUGCUGGGAGCUGUUCAGGUGCAAGGUUUUUGAGGAAGGGGAGGAGGAUCUGCAUCCCAAGUUGGUCAGGGUAGGCAAGGAAAUUGUCCGGAAAUGCGGUGGCGUGCCACUGGCAGCGAAGGCCCUUGGGAGCAUGCUGAGGUUCAAUAAGAGUGAGCAAUCAUGGGUGGCUGUCAAUGAUAGUGAGAUAUGGCAAAUGGAGAGGGAAGAUACGAUCUUACCGUCUCUCAAACUUAGCUAUGACCAAAUGGCACCUGGUUUGAAGCAGUGCUUUGCUUAUUGUUCGGUAUUUCCAAGGAAUUAUGAGAUUGACAAGGAUAAGCUUAUUCAGCAAUGGGUUGCUCUUGGGUUUAUUGAACCUGCAAAGUAUGCCUGCCAAUCAGUUUUUGAUAGAGCGAAUGACUGUUUUGAGCACUUGUUGUGGAUGUCAUUCCUCCAAGAAGUAGAGGAGCUUGAUUUAUCAAAGAAGGAACUAGAGGAAGAUGGCAAUGUUAAGUACAAGAUUCAUCAUUUGGUGCAUGACCUUGCACAGUCUGUUGCAGGGAAUGAAGUUCAGACAAUCAAUUCUAAGCACGUUGAUGGUCUUACUGAAGGAUGCCGCUAUGUGUCACUGUCUGAUGACAUAAGGGUGCCUGAAGCUCUCCAGAGCGUGUUCCGCAAAGUACGUGCCUUACAUUCGUGGGGAUGUAAUCUUGACGUCAAGUUGGUUCUUCAUGCCAGGUGCUUGCGAGUACUAAAUUUGCGAGGCAGUCCAAUUAUUGAGUUGCCCCAGUCGGUUGGUAAACUGAAACACUUGAGGUACUUGGAUAUUUCUUCAUCCCCUAUCAAAACCCUGCCCAAUUCUAUCAGCAGCCUCCACAAUUUGCAUACUCUCCAUUUAUCCAAUUGCAGCAACCUUCGUAUUCUUCCUGUGUCAAUAUGUAGCCUUCAAAAUCUAGAGACCUUGAAUCUUUCAGCUUGUAGCCUACAUAACUUACCAGAUUCGAUUGGGCAUCUCCAAAACCUGCAAAAUCUGAAUGUGUCAUUUAGCAAUUUUCUCGAGACAUUACCAAACUCCAUUGGUAAACUCCAAAGCUUGCAGACCUUGAAUUUUAAAGGUUGUGGUAAACUCGAAAGUCUUCCUGAUGCUAUAUGCAGCCUCCAAAAUUUGCAAUUUUUGAACCUUUCGCAAUGUGGUAUUCUCAAAGCAUUGCCCAAAAAUAUUGGUAACCUCUCAAAUUUGUUGCACCUGAAUUUAUCACAAUGCAAUGAUCUCAAGUCAAUCCCAGACUCAGUAUGCCGCAUAACGAAACUACAUACUCUGAAUAUGUCUCAUUGUAGUAGUCUAUCAGAAAUACCAGUAUCUAUUGGUGGCCUUAAAGAACUUCAAUUCCUCAUUUUGUCACAUCAUUCAAGCAGUUUAGCACUGCCCAUAUCAACUGGCCAUCUACCAAACUUGCAGACUUUGGAUCUCUCAUGGAAUAUUGGUCUGGAGGAAUUGCCUGAAUCAAUUGGCAAUCUUCAUAAUCUGAAGUUCCUGAUCUUGUUCCAGUGCUGGAGUCUUCUCAGGCUGCCUGACUCUAUAUCCAACCUUGUGAUGCUGGAGAGCUUGAACCUUAUUGGAUGUGAAGAGCUGACUAAGUUACCUGAUGGUAUAAUAAGCAUCAAGAAUUUAAAGCACCUGAGAAAUAACCAGUGCCAAACUUUGGAGAGAUUGCCCCAUGGAUUUGGGCAAUGGACAAAACUUGAAACAUUGUCCUUACUUAUUAUAGGUGACAAACAUAGCAGUAUUGCAGAGCUAGAAGACCUCAAUCUGUUAACUGGUGAGCUGAGGAUUGAAUGCUGGUCAAACAAGAAGGAUCUUACGACCGAUGCCAAGAGUGCAAACUUAAAGAACAAGAGAAAACUAAGCAGCUUGACCUUGUCAUGGACCAGUUCAUGUUCCUGUGAUGAUCCGACAGGUGUUGAAACAUUUCUCGAAGUUCUCGUGCCGCCUGAAAACCUUGAAGUCCUUGAGAUAGAUGGUUACAUGGGCACUAAAUUUCCCACUUGGAUGAUGAAGGGCAUGGAGUUGUUGCUUCCAAAUCUAGUAUCCCUCAGUUUAAGCAACAUCCAUAACUGUAGCUGCCUUCCACCCCUUGGCCAUUUUCCUUAUCUCCAGUCUCUUCAGCUCCGCCAUAUUACCGGUGUUUGUAAUAUGGACUCUGAAAUACCUGUGAAAAGAAACAAAAGUACUAUAUAUCAAUCAUUGAAGGAGCUCCACUUCGAUGGCAUGCCCAACCUGGAGAUUUGGCCAACUUCAUCAGCAAUGGAUCACAAGAAUAAUCAACCAGAACUAUUCAUGUUUCCAGUUCUGAAAACUGUCACUGUAACAGAAUGUCCAAAGCUGAGGCCAACACCGUGCCUGCCAGAUGCUAUAGCAGAUUUGUCAGUGUCCAGCAGUAGCGAGAUGUUAUCAGUCAGGGGGAUCUUCGGACCAUCAUCUUCAAUAUCCACGUCACUUUUAAGGAGAUUGUGGGUUAAAAAUUGUCACGUUUUUUCAAAUGAAUGGAAAUUGUUGCAGUACAGACCGAAACUCGAGGACCUGGUGAUCGAGUACUGUGAGACGCUACAUGUUCUGCCAGAUGCCAUCCGCUCUGUCGCUACCCUUCGGAGCUUGAGGAUUCUGAAUUGCACUGAACUGGAGGCCCUCCCAGAAUGGCUAGGGGAGAUGUUAACGCUUGAAUCUCUGGAGAUAAGCUGCUGUCCGAAGCUAGUCUCAGUGCCGAAAGGUUUGCAAUGCUUGACUGCACUGGAGGAGCUGAUCAUCACUGGCUGCAGCUCUGUUCUGAAUGAGAGGUGCAGAACAGAUACAGGCCAGGAUUGGUUCAAGAUAUGCCAUAUUCCAAGUGUCCUCGUCUCAUAAAGGUGGCUGGAGCUGAUUGUUCGUCCAUAAACUUACGACGUCCGAAGCAACUCCACCAUGAAGGACAGGCUUGAAGAUUGAUGGUACAGACUACAGUUUGCGCACUGUUGUGCCUAUUCAGAUAUGAAUAUCUCGACGUAAUGCAGAGGCUGAGGAUCAACUCUGGUAUAUUUGUAUCAGUUUGAUAUAACGCUACAGUUCAUAAUGCUACCUCUAGGUUUGUCAUGCGCCCUGAAGUUGUGUAGAUCUCUCUGAACUCAUCCAGUGGCGACAGUGAACGUUUCUUUUCCGCUUUUUAGUAGUUACGUGCUGAGAAUUGA